AUGCGUUGUCUGAUCGUCUCCUGCAUCCUCAUUUCUUGGGCCCUGGCUGAUGAUGUCACUUCCGCUGCUCCGGCGGCCGCUUCGGGAGCUCCUGAGUGUCACGCAGCUGUGCCCUGCUUGGACACCUGCACCAGCGGAAUCCCAUGCACAGGUGCCAUGCUCCAGAAGGGAAUGGCCGGUAUUGAGAAGGCUCAUGAGAAGAAAAUGAUGGAAGACGAUGUCUACGAGUUCUUCAAAAACAUGACCGAAUCGGACCUCGACUGUGCCGCCACCAUCAUCAACAACUAUUGCAAGACCGGUGAACACGCAACUGACCGCCAAUCAUUUGUUACCUUGAUCAAAGAGCUGUGCCCCAGCUCCAACCUCUCCGACUAUGUCAACUCCUUCUACCAGACCCAGGUCGAUAAGGUUAACCGCAUCAAGGAGCAGAAUGCUCAAUGCGGAGAGCUCCUUAUUGGAUGGGAGAAGAGCGUCUACAAGGUGUUCGACCUUACCAGCGGAGACAAGCCGGAUAUGACCGCUGUUUUCACCCAGAGCAUGCAAAACUGCGUUGACUUCAUCACGCAAGCCGAAGAAAACCGUGAUACCUGCGAGCCGCUCUGGAUCCAGGAAUUCCCGAAUGUCGUUGCAUACUACCAGGCUAACCACGACAUCAUCAUCGCCAUGGUCAAGCCGAUGUGCGAGAGUGGAGUGAAAAACUCGGCCAAGAUCCCGGAGCUGAUUAACAAGGCCAUGCAAAUGUUCAUGUGCAAGAAGGGCGCCCCACCCGCCACCACCCCGGCCAAC
Molecule: messenger RNA, 786 nt
Organism: Mesorhabditis spiculigera
Lineage: Eukaryota; Metazoa; Nematoda; Chromadorea; Rhabditida; Rhabditidae
Source: the annotation of a GenBank genome assembly